Molecule: messenger RNA, 669 nt
Organism: Vollenhovia emeryi
Lineage: Eukaryota; Metazoa; Arthropoda; Insecta; Hymenoptera; Formicidae
Exons: 1
Coding region: 1-669 (222 amino acids)
Biological process (GO): proteolysis
Molecular function (GO): aspartic-type endopeptidase activity
Source: RefSeq, a predicted model, not a curated record
AUGGUAUAUGUUCACAGCGGCGAUCGUAAUCCCGUCAAAUGUCGCGCUUUAUUAGACACAGGCUCCACUGCAAAUUUUAUUUCUGAGUCGGUCAUAACACGUUUAGGCAUACAAGCAGACGCACAUUCAUUGCCAAUUAGUGGAAUCAAUGCAACGAGCUCCGAAUCUAAGGGUAUUGUACACAUUACGAUAAGAUCAAUACGCGGAGACUUUGCGAGAAACCUGACAUGUCUAACAAUAACAACCAUAACAGAUUUUAUUCCAUUUGAUGUUUUUCCGCGAGAGUUAAUCCAAAUACCUUCAAACAUCAAAUUAGCGGAUCCAGACUUUCAUAUUCCCCGUCCGGUCAACCUAUUGAUAGGUUCCGGAUCAACGCUAUCACUAUUGUCUGUCGGUCAAAUUAAUUUAUCUAAAGAAAACCAAGAUUUGUUCCUGCAAAAAACGCGAUUAGGUUGGGUGCUCGCUGGUAGUACGACGUUGAACGACUCACCAAAAUCUUUCUUGUGCGGCCUAACGAGCCUCGAAAGCCAAAUAGCUAAAUUUUGGACGAUCGAAGAGAUAACAACUAUAAAACCAAAAUCUGAAGAAGAAAUUAAAUGCGAAGCACAUUUCGUGAAAAAUACUAUUAGAGAUAAAACCGGACGCUACGGUUCGUUUACCAUUCCGUGA